Molecule: messenger RNA, 1736 nt
Organism: Spirometra erinaceieuropaei
Lineage: Eukaryota; Metazoa; Platyhelminthes; Cestoda; Diphyllobothriidea; Diphyllobothriidae
Source: the annotation of a GenBank genome assembly
AUGAACUUUGUAUUUUACACUGUCACCUUAUAUGCCAUUAUUGGUUUCGCCUGUCAGCGUAAGUUAGCUAAAUUGUGCCAUUGUUCUUAGGGCCUAAUUGCCUUUGAAUCCUUUUUAAAAGCGCUUAGCGAUAAAAUUAUAAAUAACAUACAUAGGUCACGAGUCAGUUUUGGCAAAACAGUUUACCUUGAGAAUAUGCGCAUUUAUGAUUUUAAUAAACGCACUUUAGUCAUGACGAUUAAGUAGUCGUUCGUACAGCGACUUUGAAAUUAAAAUAGAGUGCAUAAAUUGGCAGAACUUGCAGGUUCAAAGCGACUUCAAAACAAAGGUCAUAUUCGAUUGCAACUAGAAAUAUUAACCUGUUAAAGGAAAAUAUAUGCUAGAAGUUGUUCAUUAAACCGGCAUCUGUUUAAAUAAUUGAAGCAGCCCAACAACCGCAUGCAGUUUCCGAAAUAGAGAACAAUGUGACGGCAAAAGAGAAAAUGCAAUUGCUAUUUCAAUGGGAACCAAAACGUCUUGCAAUGUUCUCGUCCGGCCAAAAUGACUACGAAUUGCAACUUCAACAUGCGACAAUCGCCACAGUAAAUGGAUGCAGUUUAUCACAAACAUCGGCAGGUUAUAAAAAGCAUGUAGGAUGUCAGGCACGAUUUGCACACAUAAAAAUGACUGUCAUAUUACGGGUAAGUUGAAGUUUAAUUUAAAAUAUCUCAGUAGCCUGUUAACAUUGCUAUGCGCGUUUUGUCAAUAUACAUUUGCUAAGCCGAAGCUUCAGGAGGAAAAUUAGCAAAAAAACGUUCAUUUCUAAACUUUUCUUCCGACCGAUCCAGUUUUAUGGGAGGGGGACGUAAUGAUUGAAAAAAUAGGCAAAAGUUCAUAUUAAAAAACACAGGCUUGGCAGAAGGGAGGGCGGAAGGGCGUAAAAAGUUGCAUGUGGUUAGUCAACCGUUGACUCCCAUAGGCGCAAAGCCUAAGCGAGGUUAUUCUGAACGCAAAAGAUCGUUUUUCACAACCUGAUGGUGGCUGCUUCUGCUGUUGCUAACAGGCGCUAGCCCAGUAGCGUAGGGUAGCUCGAGGGAACCUCGCAAAUCACACGAAAUGCCCUAACGGGGUCUACACGAUGUCUCGAAUCCAUUGCAUGAGCAGGGGUAGUACUGUCUUUUCUACUAAUUUCGCUUUUUGCCAGCCAUGCGGGGAGGUGGCGUCGUACUACAUAUGUAUUAAAACCUCAUCUCCACUAUAAAAACCUUACGUUCUCUAUUUUUCAUGUUUUCUGUUUUAAGCCAGUGAAAAUGCUAACGUACUUAUCGAGCACUUUAAAGUCAUGUUAAACUUGCGCAUAAAGGCAGAUUAAUAAAGUAGCACACUUUUCUUUUUCGGACCCACUGUGCUUCAAAGCGGUAUUAUUUCAAUUUUGAACUGUCCUAUACCUCUUACAUAAGAGCAUAUAUCCCAAUAUUUUGUUUUAGGUCAUGUCCUCAUUCGAGAUAAUUCAAACAAUAUACCGCUUUAUCAAUUUGAAAGACGCAGAUGUGCAUAUUGGAGCUGAACUUGGCCGUGACAGCAUGAGGGCAACUAAAAUUGUCUUUCUGAAGGAAGAAAAUGUUACACAUUCAAUGGAGUCCGCAACCAAAUUGAUGAAAUCGAUGUUUUCGGAAAGUGACAUGGACCGCAAAUUGCAAAUCAAAGCGGCUGAAGUGUUCUUGAAUGUAUAUGCGCUACCGUUUCGCGAAACCUGA